Messenger RNA from Cheilinus undulatus (humphead wrasse), 1773 nucleotides. Its product is annotated as hydroxyacylglutathione hydrolase, mitochondrial-like. Gene Ontology annotation, molecular function: hydroxyacylglutathione hydrolase activity. Lineage: Eukaryota; Metazoa; Chordata; Actinopteri; Labriformes; Labridae. Gene Ontology annotation, cellular component: mitochondrion. The transcript has 9 exons. Gene Ontology annotation, biological process: glutathione metabolic process. Bases 110 to 1039 code for a protein of 309 amino acids. The record is from RefSeq and is a predicted model, not a curated record.
UUACUUAGGCUGUCAAAGUUGAAGAGGAGGCGGAGGCGGAACUGAAACAGAACCAAACUUUUCUGGUUUACACCACGAAUAUGAUGAUAAGGCUGUAUCUGCUGUUGUUAUGUUAUUCAAGUCACUAGUGGGGAGUGCCUGCACUCUACUUGGAGCUGCUACAGCCUUCAAAUUUGCGCCUGUAGAAGUCAAGGCCCAAGCAGCUGCUCUCCUUCACACUGCAGUGAGGAAGUCAUCUUUGGUGGAACAAGCAAAUAUGAAGGUUGAACUUCUGCCAGCACUGUCUGAUAACUACAUGUACCUCCUGAUUGAUGUGGACUCCAGAGAAGCAGCUAUUGUUGACCCUGUGGAACCCAAAAAGGUUGUUGAAGCUGUCAGAAAACAUGGUGUUAGACUUACCACAGUUUUGACCACUCAUCACCACUGGGAUCAUGCUGGUGGAAAUGACAAGAUGCUGAAGCUCAUGCCAGGAUUGCGAGUCUAUGGAGGAGAUGACAGAGUUCCUGGUAUUACAAAGAAAGUUACCCAUUCCAACAAUUUCAAGAUUGGAUCACUUGACGUUAAAUGUCUGUUCACGCCGUGUCACACAACUGGUCAUAUCUGUUAUUAUGUGACCAAAGAAAACAGCACUGAGCCACCGGCUGUUUUCACAGGGGACACCCUGUUUGUGGCUGGCUGUGGUAAAUUCUUUGAGGGAACAGCUGAGCAGAUGUACAGAGCCUUGAUAGAAAUUCUGGGUCGCCUGCCUCCUGAAACGCGAGUUUACUGUGGUCACGAGUACACCGUCAGCAACCUGAAAUUUGCUCGUCAUGUGGAACCAGACAAUGAAAUCAUUCAGAAGAAGCUAGCAUGGGCAAAGGAAAAAUGCAGCGAUGGAGAGCCAACUAUCCCGUCCACACUGGCUGAUGAAUUCACGUUCAACCCCUUCAUGAGAGUAAAGGAAAAAUCUGUGCAGGACCAUGUAAAGCAGACAGACCCGAUUGAAACCAUGAGAAGUCUCCGGAAAGAGAAAGACGGCUUUCGUGUGCCAAAAGACUGAUGUCCACUGCUGGCUGCAACCACUCAUAACACUGCAAGCUGACAAUAACAAAUACACCAUAAAAAUAUCUUCAGUUCAUCUUCAGAGCCACUUUAAAAUACAUCUACUACACUAAAUCUCAGUGAAUUAAAUAAAUACAUUUUAUUGCCAUAAUCAGCACUAAUAUGGCUAUAAACUUCUCCGUCAUAAAUUCAUACAUUUUCUGUUUGUUUGUAUGGCAUUUGUCUGAUAGUCUUAAGGAAUAUUUGGCCAUUAUUUGAGCUCUUUGAAAAAUAACUUUGUUUAUCUGUAAAUGGAAGUUUUAGAGUCUAUUUAGUUUUAUGUUGUAAUAUAUUUGAUGUGCAAACUACUAUUUUUAGAAGUUUCCAAAUUGAAAAAGAAAAUCAAAAAGAAAGGGAGCCUCUUGUUCAACAAAUGUUGGAAUAUUUGUAAAUUGUCUGUACAUUGAUAAAAUAAUUUCUUUAAAUUGUUGAAUUAAUGCUUUUUUCCCACCUCAAAUUCUUCCAAGUAGUCUUAUUGUUAGAAUUUGCAUGAAAUCCAUUGCUGUAGUUAGUGUGUCAGCAUUAAAUGUUACAUACUAUAACUGCUCUUUUGCAUGUAAAGAACAGCCCUACAGAGAAUACUGCAUGAUUUUCUUUGGAAAAAGCAAGAAAAUGUGUAUUUAAGGUCAGUAAAUAUACAAGUCUUGCAUUCAGUAUGGACUUAAAGCAUCAUAAGUAAAAGUACUCAUUGUC